UUGAUUGGUGUCCUUAAUUGCAGCCCUUUCUUCAUUCUCUGCAUUCCAUAAUCAUUGUAAUUUAUUUAAAUUGCACAAAAAUAUUUAACAUUUAAACAGUUCAAGAAAUCCAUGAUUAAAUUUUGGCCAGGACCAACAUUCCUCACAUUUCUUUUUUGGGUCUUUAUCAUUUCCAUAUAAUGUUAUGCAGAUUCUGUAGUUGACUAACUUAUGAGCCCAGUUUUUAAAAAGAGAUCAGAAUAUUUUGAUUGUUCUCCAGACUUCUGCAACAAUUUUAACUGGAUGUGUAAUGUCCAUACUUGCAGUGAUGUUACUGAUUUUUAAAAUAUACACAUACCAAUCCAAUUUUGACAUAAGUAUUAUGUACACAUAUCAAAGAGCCAGACUUCAUUAGUACCAUAACCUAUUAGACAUGAAAUGGAGAUAUUAAAAGUACUGUUUAGUAAGUAAUAUGGUAACUCUAAGUCCUUUUGGAGAAAAUUUUCUUGCAAGUAUAGUGAAUGACAGGAAUACUGAUCCCACUGUCCUUCUCGGUAAAAACUGAAUAAUAGUAUAUCAAAUGUAGACUUUUUUGUUACAUGCACUAGAUACAAAAUUUCCCUUCACAAUUUAUGCAUUUCCCCUGCCAUUUUUAGUUUUGAAUCUAAGGUACAUAAAUUAUGCAAUGUUAUUUAUAAUGUUUGGAGUUACUUGUAGGUUUAAGAUUAAGUUUAAGAAAUUUGCAUAAUGUCAUGACAGAAGCAAUAUGUUUAAAAAUUCAGUUGACCCCAACAGUUCAUAUACAGGAAAUUUAUAAAAAAAAAGUGUGUGUAUAUAUAUAUAUAUAUAUAUAUCUGCUGCACCAAAAUAGCAUUUUUAAUACAAAGUGGUUAUGAUUCAUACCACUGUAUCUACUACAAAAAUGAAUUGAUGCAUUAUGCCAUAUUUCAUCAAAUUAUCUGCCAGAAAAAUCGUUUUUGCCUGCAGCAAACAAUUUCACCCAUGACUGUAAACAGAACUGGCAAUAACAUUCAAAGGAGAUGAUUAUUGUGAUUUUUCUGGUUCUCAUGGUGAGAAUGAAGAUGUCUUUUGGGAUGGUGCGUCAUGUAGUGUGGUAUAAGUUUAACAGUAUUUCGGAGGUGCUUUUUGCGUACAUCAUCAGGGCAGCAUGUACUUCCUAUACUAGAUUGCACACCGCAAUAUCCCAGAAGACUCUUCUAAAGACAAUUGUUUUCUAGCGCUGUGUAACUGCCUCUGUAGUCUGAGCCUCUGCACGAGAAAAUAAAGGCAGGUGCCACACCCCCACUCACGGAACCACAUGGUGAAUCCUUGAUGACGUAAUCAUUGCCAGGUACCAACACACGCAAAAGUUAUUGACCCAACAAAUCUCUGACGUCACUAGUGCCGUUCACAAAGGUCAAAGGCCGUGUUUCAACGCUAUAACAGCCUCUCAUAAACACUAUAGGUACUUAUAAAAGAACAUUUGAUAUUUGAAAAUGCAGAGGCAAUGAAAGAGCGAAUUAGACAAAAUUGUCACGUUGUUUCGAAAUUUUAUUCACGGUUAUCUUACGAUGCUGACAAUGUUUCCAUUUCUUCGAAAACCGGAAGAUGUGGGACGAAUUCCUCAGGAUAGGUUCUAGUGGCGGUAUCUUGUGAACGCGGUGAUAUUCUUGGGGUUCCAAAAGAAAGGAGAUUUUCUCUGAUAGUUGAACGUAUAUAUUGAUUUAUCGUGAAAUCUCUGCUACAUAGAAUAAACAAAGUGUCGGUAGGGUAAUAUCAAACAUUCUGUUUUAACAGUGAGACUGGAUUAGGCUGAAGAGACGUAUAGUCAACGACUCUGAUAUGUUGGGAGAUGUGUGAUUAGAAGUUCGUUGAUAGGUUGAUUUCUUUAAGAGACGCAACAAUUUUUUGUGUUACGUAUAAAUUGUAAAUAAAAUUCAGAUUACAUUACCGAUUUGAUAAUGAUGGUGGGGAGGAUUUUGAAGAUAUGGUGAAAGAUACAGAAAUCUGAAAAUUGUAUAUGAGUACUGGAUAACUGUAUACCCUAUUUAUCAUGUUAUCUUUGAGAUGGGUCUUGUGAAAUGACUGCAUUCAUCCAGUCAAGUGGAGUUGAAUUCUGUUGCUUUUAUGUACGCUUUAAAGAACAUUAAAUUUUACAGUAUUUAUGGUCCAUAGCAACAAUGACAGAGAGAAAUUCAGACAAAGAACAUAUCCAAACCUUGGAUUCUGCCUCCAUGUCAACAUCAGUAGGGGCUCAUCCUUGCCGAAGUGGAUGUGAAAUUGUGGAAUUCAGUGUGAAGGGACCUGUAGCCAUAAGCUUAGAUGAGGAAGAAUUUACCAGUCCUGGAUGUUCUGUGCUUGAUCUUCAAUUCUCAUCACCAUCCCAGGUAGGAGAACUGGUGUUCCGCAAUUACUACACUGCCUCUUUAACUGUGUUGGCUCGUUUUGAUUCUGGUAAUAGUCUUCAAUUUACACAAGGACAUACAGCCAUGAGCAGUAAUGCUGGAACAUCACAUGGUAAAUUGUUUGUGCCAACUAAUAAGGGAACUGGAUCUGGCAUGAAGUUAACAGAACAUGUGGGAGGCUGGGUUGUUGUAAUUCCUCAUCGAGUUUUGAUGCCUAAUCCUCACCUUGAGAAUGGCAGUCAUGACUUCAUCUCUGUUCCAGCUACAGAGAGUCAGAUAGAGUGGAAGGGUGUGUUGACUUUUCGUCUAGUAUUAAGGCAGCCCUCUCCAGUUUGGCACACUUUCCAUGUUGAGGAACUUAAUGUGUAUCGUGACUUGCCACGUCGUGUUCCUCGUCCAGUACAACAUUCUAAUUCUGUUGUUGACCCAUUUCAUUGUCAGCAGUAUGACACACUAUUGACAAUGGUUUGUCACCAGACAGUGGCAGCACUUCACUGGGUACGUGAACCAAAAGAUUCCUCUACUGUAAAAGACAACACAGGGCCUUGUGGCUAUGAGUUUUUCAGUUUACCACAAAUUUAGUAGAUGAUGGUAUUCGUGCAGAAGAAUGUAACAGGGUUUUCAAGAAAUCAGCUUAAAUAAUGCCAGUAUGUCAACGUGCAUCUGCUGGGUCAUGAUGGUAUGUUUUGUAGCUUGUUACCAACAUUGAAGAGGAGUGUUUUGCUGUCAUCUUCAUGGUGAAGGCAAUACUUUCCUCCAAAAUGGUAGCCAACUGUAAAACCACACAGAGUCAUAUCUCAGAUAAUUAUGCUUUUUCCACCUUAGGCACAGCUAAUUUGUCAAAGACAUGAUGACAUGCCACAAAAUUUUGCCUCAUAAAAAGGUGUGAAACUAUACAUGGCCAUAAAUAUGUAUCUCCAUAUAAGUCCUUGCACUAUAAGAAUGCAGGCAUGUGAAAACCAAUACCUGUUGAAUAAAACUAUUAGUGAUUAACUGAUGUGUGCGUGCACACUCAUGUUACAAAUUUUAAUCACAAAAGAUAAGAUAUUGCCUUUCUAUAACUUUUGCUUGCGAGUAUACAAUUCUUAUAAAAAAUUUUGGCAUGCCUGUAAACUUGUGGCAGGACAGCAGUUGCAGAAAACUGGUCUAGAGCAAUAUUGUUACACUAAGUUGCUCAGUAUCAUCUUGUGAUUUUAAAUAAAUUCUGCAACUGAUUUAUCAUCAUUAAGUAACCCACAAACUAAGAGGUUAAGUAAUAUUGCUGAAAAUGUUGUGGAAGUAGUAAAAUGUACAAUGUUAAAUGGGCUUCUGUCAUAAAAUUUGAAAGUUAAUAACAAUACUGAACAGACAUCUUACAUGUUGAAGAAUAACCAAGAAAUGUGAAAAGUGUGUAUAUUUAAACAAAUAUUACAGAAUUACAAACAUAUA
Molecule: messenger RNA, 3812 nt
Organism: Zootermopsis nevadensis
Lineage: Eukaryota; Metazoa; Arthropoda; Insecta; Blattodea; Termopsidae
Source: RefSeq, a predicted model, not a curated record